UAUAACGUUUUUUAACAUUUUACUUCAACCUUUAUUUUAAGAUUUACAACGUUUGUUUUUUUAAAAAGGUUUUGUUAAAAAAAAAAAAAAAGCACUUGACAUAUUUGAGGUUUUUAUUUUGUGAUGCUGCUUUAGUUUAACUUCCGGUUUGGGCCUGGCAGCUUGACUCGCUCGUGUCUGAUAGGAGGGACAGCCCAGAACCGUCUGAAGUCAGCUCUCCGCUCACAUUCAGCGCACGGAGAAGGCGUCCACCGGUUCCGAUGAAACAAGCCCCGCGUGCCCGCGGCGGCUCAGUCUAGCGCCGGUUCUCCUCGCUCGCACAUGUGCUGCUGACGCGUCUCCAGCCAUUACCCACAUCCCGUCGGGCGGCAGAGUCUCCGUUUUCUCAGCUGGUUUGACACAUCGCAGCCGCGCAGCGGGGUCACGAAGACGGGGAAGAUGUUAAUGAAGGAGUACAGGAUAUGCAUGCCCCUCACGGUGGAGGAGUACCGGAUCGGACAGCUGUACAUGAUCAGUAAGCACAGCCACGAGCAGAGCGACCGGGGCGAAGGAGUGGAGGUGGUCCAGAAUGAACCCUUUGAAGACCCGACUCAUGGCUCGGGACAGUUCACAGAGAAACGAGUCUACCUCAACAGUAAAUUACCCAGCUGGGCUCGAGCAGUGGUUCCCAAAAUCUUCUACGUAACAGAGAAAGCGUGGAACUACUACCCUUACACCGUGACGGAAUACACUUGCUCAUUCCUGCCCAAGUUCUCCAUCCACAUAGAGACGAAAUAUGAGGACAACAAAGGAUGCAAUGAUAAUAUCUUUGACACGGAGCUGAAGGAUCAGGAGAGAGAGGUGUGCUUCGUUGACAUCGUCUACGAUGAGAUCCCUGAGCGCUACUACAAAGAGUCAGAGGACCUGAGGUAUUUCAGGUCAGAGAAGACGUCGCGGGGAAUGCUGCAGGAAGGCUGGAGGGACACGCAGGAACCCAUCAUGUGCUCUUAUAAACUGGUCACCGUCAAGUUUGAGGUGUGGGGCCUGCAGACACGAGUGGAGCAGUUUGUGCACAAGGUGGUCCGGGAUGUGCUGCUGCUGGGACACAGACAGGCGUUUGCCUGGGUUGAUGAGUGGAUAGAUAUGACUUUGGAUGACGUGCGGGAUUACGAGAGACAAAUGCAUGAGAAAACCAACAUUAAAGUUUGCCAUGAGCAGCAAGAGCAUUCGGCAACAAACCCACCUACUCUGGAUGACAUAGAGAUCCAUGACAAAGCAAGUACAUGACGAUGGAUGAGGUGAGAGAGUUUGAGCGCAACAUUCAGGAGGCCACCAACCAGAAGAUCGGGAUGUUCCCCCCAUCGAUCUCCAUCAGCGAGACGCCCCUCUCCUCCUGUGCCCUCACCGGGCCUGCCAGCGCCCCCUCAACCCCCAUGUGCACCGACGCUCCAGAGUCCCUGUCUGUCCCCAAAGACCGACCCCGCAAAAAGUCCGCUCCAGAAACCCUGACCCUUCCGGACCACGCCUCGCAAGGCUCUUCCUCAAACCUGCUACCUGAUUCCAACCACCUCCAGUCGCCCACUUCUCCUUCCAACUCUGACGAUGCUGAACAGAGCGAACAGCAGGACUGAGGAGCGUGCCCCCACCCCCUGUUUUUUAUUCCCGCUUUACCAGGUCUUUUGAGUCCAAUCAAACAAGCCUAGCCUCCAAACAGUGCCCUGACAUUUAACUUCUUUAGCCAUAUUCGAUGAUUCGCCAUAGUCUUCACAGUUUUCAUUGUCACUGAAGCCAUCCAAGUUUAACCACAGGUCACUUCUGUUCAAGCAAGACUUUCAUUCAAAAUCCUCACAUUUAUCUAGUGGUCUGUUUAACAAAUAGACCAGUGUCUAUCUUUGUUCUAGCUAGUUAAACUGACUCCAAUCUAAUGAUCACUUAAGGGAGUUGCCUUGACAGAAAUAAAAUGAAAUGUAUAUUAUAUUUGGUUCAAAAAUCAGCUGAUCGACUCAGACUUGAAGUUGCACAGUAGAGAACAUUUGCUAGAAUAAGACUUACCGGAAAUACAGCCAGGAAUCUUCGCAAUCAUCUGUUUCAUCGCAUAAAAGAUGCAAGACCAGUACAAUCAUGGCGUGAACACACCUCAGGUCUCCAGACUCUACCUGGCUAACACUCCAAAGGCAGGGCUGUUACUCUUCCUUCCUCCCCCUGCUUGUUGCCAAACACUUGAAUUUUAUACCUCCAAAGAUACAACAAUCCAUUCCCGUUUCUUCACUUCUAAAUCCCCACAGUUGUUUACACAUAACAGGCCUUCCUGUCUCCAGUUAAAGUUCUUAGGUCAGGACAGAUUAGUUACUGACAGACGUUUAUAUUUUGCUUUUUUUUUUUUAAAUCUAUCUGCGUACUAUGGAAGUACUUCCUCAUGACGGGUCAAGUGUUGCCUGAAACUAAUGCUGGACAUUUCUUAUGAUGUAAAUUCCAUCCGCUUUGACCUAACAAGCUGGAACAAGGCCAUUUUAGGGAGUUGUCAGUCACAGACUGAUUCAUGGGAAAUCAAAAGCCAAUGAUGCUUUGAGAAGAGAAAAUUCAUCAGGUGCACCCUGAACAGAAGAACUUGGCCCCUUUAGUGAUGGGUCCACAGCCAUGAUGGUGGUUGAGAUUUUUUCUCAAAUCCCCCCGGUUCUUAUUAGUUUCCCUCAUAGUAUUCAACCAGAAAGGUUUAUAUGCUGCAUGAAGUGUUGACAACAAAAGCUCAUAUUGUAAGAAGUAUUUAUCUGCUUUAGGGUUGGUAGUAGGAAGUCUGAGCAUAAAACAUGAGCCUCUGCAGAGGGUAGAUGGCCAGACUCUGAACCCUCUGAACUCAGUGCCUCUGCAUGCUGCACCACUCUGGUGUCAGCUCCCAGAAGUCCACCUCACAUCCCAAAUUCUGCAUUUGAACUUAAUGUCUCUCAGCUUGGUGGAGAGUUGCUCAGUUUUCUUACAAUCUGAUCAUGCCUUUGCACCCCGGCUAAGGCCGAGGAAGAGCGUCUCGUGGAGCAUGAGCUUCGUGUCAUGACUGAGGUGAAGAGGAAUUUAAUUCUCUCAUAGUUCAAACUCUACUUUCUUAAGAUUGGCAAAAUUCCACCUAAAAACUUAUUUUCCUUGAGUUAAAUCAAACAAUUUUAAACAUCUUUUUGCAAGUCAGAUUCUAUGCAGAUGUCAUUCAUUAUUAAAGAAAAUAAAAAGCCAUCAAAGCAGCUGUUUAUUAGACCACAAGGGAGAUGAUGUAAAGGUAAUUUUUUUUCUUCUGUUUUGUUCCCAAUUUUAGUUUUUAUCUAAAUUGAUUUUUGUGAGUAAAAAGGGUUUUAAAGUCUUAUGCGUAACAGGCUGUUCAGCCUCAGAUGUGCUCCUGCUUAUUAAACACAUUCUAACUCCCGAGUCGUCACAUAUUGACGUUUGGUUAAGGACCCCUCUGCGUCACUUUUUGACAUUUUGGGCGUCCCCAAGUUGUUGUUUUUUGACGUACCGGCUGUUCCCAUUAAAUUACGGGUCCCUGACCUCCGAGACGUAAACCAGAACCGGUUCAGAACCGUGACACGUAGCACACCGGUACCCUAACCCGACACUGGAUUAGAUGGGGCACCGGACUUGAACCGGUACCAGACGCGGUACCAGAUUUGAACCAGUACCGGGUAAAGAUUCGGGUACCGGUUACUGGGUGAGAGUACUGGUACUGGACACAUACUGAGGACCAAUGUGCAUCCGUUACUGCGUCCCAAGGGGUUGCAGACCCUUGAUUUUACGAAUAGCCAGGACGGCAAAAAUGAGAAGUUGGAGACACUCAAAACAACAAAAAGUGACGCGGAAGGGGCCUAACGCUAGGUUCACACUGGAACCAGAAGUUUCCGCAGAGCGGAGUACGUGCAGUGUCCGCGCUCUCCUGCAAUUCACACCAUUUUCCGCGAUGGUUGACAGGGGCUUCUACUAGAGCUUUUUUUGUUUUUGCCAUCCUGGGUAAGUUAAUAAUAACCUAAAAAUAUUACCCCAUGUUUCUGUUAAGAAGAAGCAAGUAGUAUGUUAGCCUACACCUCUUUAAUUUAUCUGUUGUUGAGUCACAGGGAGAAGUGUGUGUGUGUGUCUGUUUUUCUGUGUGUUGUGGUUGUGUGUUAAAACAUGGUCGUAUUUGUUAAUCAUUGUGUUUUAUGCUGAAAAAAUGGGUACAUUUUGAAAAUAAACCGUAUUUUCCCAUGUACUGUAUCUUGAUGUAACUUCGCGGCUCACGCAUAAAAUAGACCAGAUGAUAAAACGAUCGACUGCACGGCGUGAGUCUUCUGCGGAGGACCGUGGCGCUCCGCGUCUGGUGUGAACCGGGUGUUAACCAAACGUCAAAAAGAGAUGACUUGGGGAUGAGAAUGUGUCGUCUUAUGUGGUGGCUUCUGUGAGGUGGGAGUCUUUCAUCCAGAAACCUGGCAGUGAAGCUCAUGCUCUGAUGCAGCCGCGUGCGACACAAGCAUAUCCAAGCAUAACAUUAUGCUCUGUUGUGUCCGGACUAACUCGCGUUCUCUCCCUUCCUCCUGCAGUUACGAUUCGAACAGUGCAAAUGCCUUUAGCACUUUCCGGUCUGUGACACCUUAAUGACAAUGAAGGAAUGUGUUCUUGUGUUGUUGGACCAACAUCCUCUAAUACAUCAUUGACUCAGAAGAUACAGGCUGAAGGAGGCUGCGGUCUUCCCAUACAGUUUUGUUAAGAAUUUGUACAGUUUCUCACUUGCAUUUGUUACUAAACUGUAGCUAUAUAUCUGUAACCAUUGCUUUUGUCUUUUGAGGUUAACAUAAAGCAGUAUCCAGCCUCCCUGUAUGGAUCGAACCUGUUCGGUUCAAAGCGCUCACAUGUUUGGGACAGACCUCUUCUCCUGCCGGGGAAACGGGACAUUUGGAUCCAGCACAGAAUAUUAAAAUAAUGCAACGUGUAUGUGAGAGGUUAUCUCUGCUCUGUUUAAAAGAGUGACACAAAAGCUUCUUGUAAAUACUGCUGAUGAGGAUUAUUCCAGUGUUUUCUUACAACCAUGCUGUCCCAGGUUCUAUUGCUAUAUGACAUGAAUGUGCUCGGAGGUUGAGAACGUUUUUGUGAUGAAGAUGGCAUUUCUUUUUUAUUUUAUUUUAUUUUUUAGACUUGAAAGAAAUCUCCAGUGUCUUUUUGUCAUCUGAACAUAUGGAAGUCACUUAAGUUUCUUCUUAUUAUAGUGGUGCACUUUCUGCUCCCGUAUUGCUUCUGAUCGUCGUUCGGGCCAAGAACUGUUUUGGGGAAAACUGUUAAAGAAAUUGGCGCUUUGCAUUUUAGUGAUGCGGCUGCUGUGAUGUCCACAUGCGAUGUUAGUGGGUGGGUUGGGGGGGCUGUUUGGAGUUCUGUUCUCUCUUGCGUAGUAAACCUGCUGUACUUUGAUUUUGUGAGUGCUGUAACAUUUGAAGGCAAGCAUUUAUUUAGCGUUUCUUUGCAUAGAAGGACCAAGAGUUGGGCUCCUCUUCCUCCCGGUGGGGUUCAGACGGCCCACCGUCUGAGUGGAUCCGCAGGUGUGUGAACGUGUGUGAGAGUGUGUGUGAGUGAAGCACACCCCAGAGGUGCCAUCCACGGUCAGCUGCUGGAAGUUGCUCUUUGUUCUUCCACUUUAACUAGUAUUGUUCUUGUUAUUUUUAUGACCCUUUGAGGUUCAUUCGGUUGUUUCUUGUAACGAUUGCUUGACUUUUUCUGAAACUGAUAAUUAAACUUUAUUAGCUAUUGUU
Oryzias melastigma (Indian medaka) is the source of this 5732-nucleotide messenger RNA. Its product is annotated as cytoplasmic phosphatidylinositol transfer protein 1. Bases 439 to 1266 code for a protein of 275 amino acids. The transcript is spliced from 10 exons. Gene Ontology annotation, molecular function: phosphatidylinositol transfer activity; phosphatidylinositol binding. Gene Ontology annotation, biological process: phospholipid transport. The record is from RefSeq and is a predicted model, not a curated record. Gene Ontology annotation, cellular component: cytoplasm. NCBI's taxonomy places the organism in Eukaryota, Metazoa, Chordata, Actinopteri, Beloniformes, Adrianichthyidae.